Pseudomassariella vexata is the source of this 1155-nucleotide messenger RNA. Its product is annotated as mitotic checkpoint regulator, MAD2B-interacting-domain-containing protein. The transcript has a single exon. The coding region runs from base 1 to 1155 and encodes 384 amino acids. NCBI's taxonomy places the organism in Eukaryota, Fungi, Ascomycota, Sordariomycetes, Amphisphaeriales, Pseudomassariaceae. The record is from RefSeq and is a predicted model, not a curated record. Gene Ontology annotation, cellular component: nucleus.
AUGGCAUUAGUCGACUAUUCAGACUCUGAGUCAGACUCUGAAACCGUUUUAAAGCCAGAGCCAACUCCUCAAGCCCCAACGGCAUCAGCGACAACUGCAAAGAAGCCGAUUCAAAAGGUAGUUGACCGCGCCAACCCGCGUAAGAUCCUCGUCAACCUAUCUGGCAGAUCAGUACUAGAGAAAGCGACACCAAAAGCCGGCGAAGAGCCUCCAGCAAAGCGUAAGCGAACCGCCGGAGGAGCCUUCAGUGGUUUCAACUCUCUACUCCCCGCGCCAAAGAAUGCUGGAAAACCCGCGACAGCCAGCAGCAGUGGCAAGAAUGCGCCGAGGCCGGGCGUCAACUUGAAAACUGGGGCAGCCCCUGGAUUCAGCAGGAAUAACGACGAAGAUGGCAUGGAUGGGGAGUCACUGAAUGGACAACCCGCGCAACAACCGUCAAUACCAGAGGGGCAGAAGCCCGCAGACGAGGUUAAACUAGUCGGCAAGCCCCUGAUGUUCAAACCACUGUCAGUGUCCCGGAAACCGGCGAAGAAGAAAGCAACAUCAGUUGUCAAGGCGCCGCCUAAAUCAAGUACACCAGCUACUAUGCCAGUAUCACAACCAGAAUCGCCAAUGGAGGAACUUGCUAAGAAGAAAGUAUCACUCUUCUCCAUCUCCGACGAGCCAUCCGAGCCCACACCCAUAGACCCCAGCCCUUCCAACGGUACCUACGAGCCCAUGUUCCCAACCUCAUCAGGCCAACAUGACUCCUUUGCCGACUACGACGCCCAAUUCGCCAGCAGUUAUUCCCACUCGCAAUCCCAACUCCAACCCACCGCCUCCACAGACGAAUCCCUCGACUCAAUAGCCUCAAGCAUGAACCUCUCCGCAACGGCGCGACGGGAGCUCUUCGGGCGUCGUGGUGCGCCCGGCUCGGCGCAAUCCGCCGCCCGCGUCAUCAAUUUUAACACAGACGACGAGUACAAGCACAACGAGGAGUUGCGGGCGGCAGGCGAGCAACAAAUACACAACCCGGUGCGGGCCAUCGCACCAGGCAAGCAUAACCUCCGCCAGCUGGUCAACCAGGUGCAGAAUCAACGCGAGGCGCUUGAGGAGAGCUUUGCUCAGGGGAGGAAUAAUCGGAAUGAGGCAGGGGCCAAAUAUGGAUGGAGGUGA